Oncorhynchus keta (chum salmon) is the source of this 2647-nucleotide messenger RNA. Its product is annotated as zinc finger protein 227-like. NCBI's taxonomy places the organism in Eukaryota, Metazoa, Chordata, Actinopteri, Salmoniformes, Salmonidae. Gene Ontology annotation, molecular function: DNA-binding transcription repressor activity, RNA polymerase II-specific. The record is from RefSeq and is a predicted model, not a curated record. The transcript is spliced from 2 exons. The coding region runs from base 15 to 935 and encodes 306 amino acids. Gene Ontology annotation, biological process: negative regulation of transcription by RNA polymerase II.
ACCUCUAGCCUACCAUGUCUGAACCAGGUUCUGGUUGUGGUGUUCCAGCCCAGAGAAGCUCACAGCCUGGUCCAGAGUUGCUGUCAGUGAAGCUGGGGGACUGCAAUCAAACAGUGGAACUCAAUGUGAUUGUCAAAGAGGAGGAGGAGGAGAGAGAAAUCAAUGAGGGGGAGGAGGAAGAGCGAGAGGAGGACAGGGCCUCUGUUGACUCAGGAGAGAUCCCCAACCCAGACUCAGUCAACGAACCCAGUUCCACAGAAUCAAUACUACCACCUGGUUGUGGGAGUUACCCCUGUCCUCAAUGUGAGAAGAGUUUCAGUUCCUCAACUAAUCUAAAGAAUCAUCAAAGAGUACACACUGGAGAAAAACCUUUUGACUGCUCAGCAUGUGGGAAGAGUUUCAGUGAGAAAGUAAACCUUAAGAGACACGAGAGAGUACAUAGUGGAGAGAAGCCUUACCACUGCACCCAAUGUGCGAAGAGCUUCAAUCAUUCUGGAAGCCUUAAGGAACACGAGAGAAUACAUACAGGGGAGAAGCCUUACCACUGCUCUCUGUGUGGAAAGAAUUUUCGUGUUGCAGGAGGCCUAAAGAAUCAUCAGAGAUCACACAGUGGAGAGAAGCCUUACCACUGCUCUCUGUGUGGGGAGGGAUUCACUCAGCUAAGAAGUCUUAAAAAUCAUGAGAGAAUACCCAUUGGAGGGAAGCCUGCCUGUCCUUUCAAUGUAAUUGUCCAAGAGGAGGAGGGAGAGAGGGACAUCAAUGUGGAGGAAAAGAGAGAAGUUGAGGGAGAGGAGGACAAAAGUGGUGUAGUAGACAGUGCAUGUCGGAGCAAAAACCAAACCAUGAGGUCGAAGGAAUUGUCCGUAGAGCUCCGUGACAGGAUUGUGUCGAGGCACAGAUCUGGGGAAGGGUACCAAAAAUUUCUGCAGCAUUGAAGGUCCCCAAGAACACCGUGGCCUCCAUCAUUCUUAAAUGGAAGAAGUUUGGAACCACCAAGACUCUUCCUAGAGCUGGCCGCCCGGCAAAAGUGGGCAAUCGGGGAGAAGGGCCGUGGUCAGGGAGGUGACAAGAACGUUAUGGUAACCGUAUUACCGCCACACUGGGGUUCAUGAUGGCAGUCAAAUUCCACGUGACCAAUUAGGCUUCUCCGAGCUCUGAUGCAGCUGAUGGUCAUUAGUAGCCUACCAAACUUGCUUAAAACCUCUAGUGACACCCAGCCCGUGAACAGGACCGUUGUCAUCAUCUGACACGAAUUAGCAUAACGCAAUGGACAUAAAUCUUCCUAGAAAAUAUUCCUAUUCAUGAAAAUCACAAGUGAAAUAUAUUGGAACACAGCUUAGCCUUUUGUUAAUCACCCUGUCAUCUCAGAUUUUCAACAAAAAAAUUAUACAGCCAAAGCUAGACAAGCAUUUGUGUAAGUUUAUCGAUAGCCUAGCAUAGCAUUAUGCCUUGCUAGCAGCAGGCAACCUUGUCACGAAAAUUAGAAAAGCAAUCAAAUUAAAUUGUUUACCUGAAUGAACUUUGGAUGUUUUCACUCACGUGACUCAAGGUAGAUAGCCAAAGUUCAUUUUUCCCCAAAAUAUUAUUUUUGUAGGCGAAAUAGCUCCGUUUGUUCUUCACGUUUGGCUGAGAAAUCGACCGGAAAUUGCAGACACGACAACGCCGAAAAAAUAUUCCAAAUUAGCUCCAUAAUAUCGACAGAAACAUGGCAAACGUUGUUUAGAAUCAAUCCUCAAGGUGUUUUUCAAAUAUCUAUUCGAUAAUAUAUCCACACGGUUUCUCAGUAGAAGCGAUUGGAAUGAUGGCUACCUCUGUACUUUACGCAAGAUUUUCUCCGGGAGCACAUGUGACCACUUGCGCAAUGUAGCCCCCUACGGUAUUCUUCAACAUAUAUGCGUAAAACUACGUCACAGUGCUGUAGACACCUUGGGGAAUACGUAGAAAGCGUAAGCUGGUUCAUAGCACAUUCACAGCUCAAUGGGGACUCAUUGGCACGCAGCGCUUUCAAAAUAUGGGGCACUUCCGGAUUGGAUUUUUCUCAGGCUUUCGCCUGCAACAUCAGUUAUGUUAUACUCACAGACAAUAUCUUUACAGUUUUGGGAAACGUUAGUGUUUUCUGUCCAAAGCUGUCAAUUAUAUGCAUAUUCUAGCAUCUUGUUUAAAACGGGAACGUUUUUCCCCCAAAAAUUAAAAUACUGCCCCUAGAGUCGCAACAGGUUAACUGCCUGGUACUCAGCACUCUGCUGUCCCUCUAAUCACUCUGGGAUCAAUGCAAAUGUAGUCCAACAUCUAAUCAAACACUUCAUGAUAAUGGUCCAUUCUAAAUCAAAACUAAACUAAUUUCACACAUUAUUUUAUAAAUGUAAAGACAACUUUAAAAUCAAGAAUAGUCUGAUAGGUGACAAUGUUAGCUUGUGGAUGAUGUGUUGUCACUUGUGGAUGAUGUGUUGUCACUUGUGGAUGAUGUGUUGUCACUUGUGGAUGAUGUGUUGUCACUUGUGGAUGAUGUGUUGUCACUUGUGGAUGAUGUGUUGUCACUUGUGGAUGAUGUGUUGUCACUUGUGGAUGAUGUGUUGUCACUUGUGGAUGAUGUGUUGCCACUUGUGGAUGAUGUGUUGCCACUUGUGGAUGAUGUGUUGCCACUUGU